Molecule: messenger RNA, 3249 nt
Organism: Ixodes scapularis (black-legged tick)
Lineage: Eukaryota; Metazoa; Arthropoda; Arachnida; Ixodida; Ixodidae
Exons: 2
Coding region: 230-631 (133 amino acids)
Source: RefSeq, a predicted model, not a curated record
ACGAAAAAACGCGUAGCGCACCGACUUCGUGCCGCGCGAGUUUGAGACGGCCCUUGGCAGCUCGCCAACUUUUCGAGCUGCAGCCUCUCGUCAGGGUCGCCGGGGCUUGUUUUCAUCGGAGCAUCGCGCGGAAUUCACUGCAGUGUGAAGUCUGCGCUGCCACUUGCGACGUCUCGCCAUUCCCAAUUGGUGUCCGCACGAUCCCGCGGCUGUCACCGGGCCGAAACUAAUGAAAUGUCAGGCCAUGAGCGAGCGCCGCCCCAUGUGCGCGCGACGUCUGCUGUACGUGGUGAUCGGGCUGUGCACCGUGCUGCUGAUGGCGGGCUUCGCGCUGGGCCUGGCCGUCCACCUCAACUUCUUCUUCCUCGGCCUGCUGGGCUUGCUGCUGUUGGCCAUCUCGUGUCCGCUCCACUGUAUCCUGCAGACCUGCCAGCCCCCCUCGACGGCCCCCGAGAGUCCACCGCAGCCUCGGGGGGAUGCACCGCCUUCGUACGAGCUGCUCUUCGUGGUCAAUGACGAUCCUCCGCCCAGCUACGACAAGGCGCUGCAGUUCGCGAACCUUCCCCGUGUGCACUUACUGCCGCAGCGACAGCCCCAUCGUUUGGACAGCAUCAGCGUACUCAAGCUGUAAAUCACCGUUCACUGUACUCUAAAUGCGCAAGCUUGUCAAAGAUUCAGGGAGAAGCGGUCUCUCGCUCGGACUUUGUUUUUAUGUUCCUCUUCGCCGCAUGUGUGUGUGUGUGUGUGUGUGUGUGUGUGUGUGUGCGUUAUUGUAAGGGGUAUUGAUCUGACAUUGAUCCGCCAUUUUGUUGUUUAUGUCAGCGUGAGGACGUAUACGCUUAUUUGCAUUACGCGUUUGAGGGGUGUCAUGUGAAUCCUUGAAAUGCUCACCUUAGACAAGUGUCAGACAGUUCAUAACAAAAAUUGUGAACGAAGUCAUGUCAGUGCAUACCUCCUGUUCAACGCGAUAACGCGUUAUGGCGAUAAACUGUGAUAUCGAGUUCGCGGACAUCUUUGAGGCUCGUUUGGGGUUUUAAGUUGAUAUUUUGGUGUCCUCUGUCUCUUUUUCUAUUUUAAUGCGAUAUCAUUCUUAAGCUACUACUCAAUAUUUCCAGCUAUGCAUAUUCUGGCCUCCUAAUACGCAGUAGGUAUGCCCAUUAGACCUUUUCAACUCACUGUGCUUGCACCCCAUUGCGCUUCGCGUAUGCGGAGUGGCAGUACGCAUUACUUCACAUUUCCAUCCCCUUCGAAUGACCUCACGACCUAGACGUCGUCCUCUACGUCGUCUUUGAGGUCCUCCUAGAGGUCGUCCUUAAGAUCACCUUAGAGGCCGUCCUAGAGGUUGCCCUAGACGUCGUCUUUGACGUCGUUCUUGACGUCUUCUUAGAUGUCGUCCUUGAGGUCGCCCUAGAGGUCGUUCGAGAUGUCGUCUUUGACGUUGUCCUCUAGGACGUAGUCCUAUACGACGUCGUCCUAUACGACGUCAAGGACGGCGUCUAGGACGACGUCGAGGCCGACGUCCUAUAGGACGACGUUACAAAUAACGUCUAGGACGAGCUCAAGGACGACCUCUAGGGUAAUCUCAAGGACGACAAAGAUUUAGCUUCGUCCUAGAGGACGACGCUAAAUUUAGCACAAAACUUACAACCUAUGCACCAACCCAGUUUCCCCGCUAAAUUUGGCGGUGUGCAAAGAUAAAUGCUAUAGUAUUCAUAGAUAAUCACCCCUGUGGUUUCUACAAAUUUGCCUUGACCAUCAAUUUGCUACCCUGUAAUUUUUGUAAAUGGAUUGCUCUGAUUGUGCUUUUGUCAUAUUCACUCCAAUAGUUUUAGGAUGUAUAUGUAUAAAUGCGUGUUUUUAUUGUGCGAUAUUGUUUACGCAAUUUUAUUUUAUGAGAAUACGCUGCUUUAGGCUUUAUUUACAUGGUGCGAUUUUACUUGCGGUUACGCAAUUGCGACUUCGCUCGUGCGGCAGGAAAAACCUGAGGGAAGUUGCGAUGCCCGACGUCGCGGCUGCGACGUCGGGCACCGCAACCAGAAUUGCACCAUGUAAAUCAGGCUUCAAGACUGAUUCACAUGGUGCGAUUUUGCUUGCAAAUUCGCAGCUGCGGCGUCGUACACCGCAGUGUCCCCCAGGCUUUUUGUGCCGCACGAGUGGCGUCGCAACUGUGAAAUCGGAAGCAAAACUGCACCAUGUGAAUCAUGCUUAAUGCGGGAACAUUUGUGCGAAAAGUCAUCCGGAAAACGUGCCCUGAAAACGCAAAAACAUUGAACUUAAAAAAAAAUAAUAGUUUUACACCUUUAAAGGAGCUGUGUAUAUGUGUAUACGUCACAGCGCACGUGACUCGGAAGAUGGUGAAGGAUUUGAAAGGUGCCAAGAACUUAAAUCUUUGUCAUUUUUUUUUAAUGAGCACAAUACAUGCAGGUAAAAGUUUUUUUUUUUUUUUUUUUUUACUUCAGAAGGGUCGAGACACCAACUCCCACAACUAUUAAGGCGAAGCACUGAAAUUGUAGUAUAGCUCCUUUAAAUAAUAAUAAAAAAGAACAGCAUGAGGGUAAUUGCGGAAGGAAAUUUGCGACUAUGAUUGUGACAAGACCUUAUUCGUGGUUUGCGCGCAAUAACAAAUAUACGGUUCUCAUGUCCCGAUUUCCGAAUGGAUUUUCGCACAUGUGUUUCAGCCCUUAUGGGCGAGUAUACCAGACGAAUUAUUCGCAACUCCUCUCGUUUUAUCGGUUCUCUGCUAGCGUCCCUUUAUAAUUUUGAGAGCGCCCCUUUUAAAAUCUCGUGGUUUGACCUCCUUACGUCUCGCAAGAGGAACGCUGUACGAAUUGUUUUUUCCACACAGACCGUUACCUUGGAAUUACUUUUACCUACAUGUCUUGCGCUCAUCUGUCGGCAAAGCGUGUCUAAAGAAGUUAAGUUAUCGGGACAUUGAGGCACCCUACUCAUGAGUGUCUGCUGUACUGUGUGGUACAAUUGCGUCAAAGUAAGCAUGUGGGCAUGGUUUCACCUUGACGAGAAGUGUGGAGUGAGCGCUUGGUUGUCACAAGGACUCGCCGAAAAAUCAAGUGCCAAACGGCGGAAUGCUUUCUUUGAGCAGUGUAGGUCAAGCUGAACCAUUAAAUAAACUACGUAGAAUUUUUCAGAGUGUAACGCAAUGCGCGGUCGCACCGGCAAACAGAGCAGUGUCUUAUCUCCCCGGUUAUCCCCAAGAUAUGAAUAAAUAUUUUUGAGGCUGCUAUAUCAAAG